CGAUAUAUAUGCGACAUGGUCUUUCUCGGUUAUCUUCGCGAUCCGAAUCCAAAUUCGAUAACCGAGGGCGAGCACGAGAGAGGAAGAGGGAGAUCGAGAGUGAUGGGAAAGGAGGCUACGGAGAACUUCAAGCUGGUGGGCUUCACCCGCUUCGUCCGGGCCAACCCCCGCAGCGACCGCUUCCCCGUUCUUGGCUUCCACCACGUCGAAUUCUGGGCCGCCGACGCCACCAACUCUGCCGGCCGCUUCUCCUUCGGCCUCGGGAUGCCCCUCGCCGCACGCUCCGAUCUCUCCACCGGUAAUCCCUUCUUCGCCUCCUACCUCCUCCGCUCCGCUUCCCUCCGCUUCCUCUUCUCCGCCCCCUAUGGCGGGCCGGCCGCCGCUGACGCCGCCGCUAACCCUGCCAACACCUCCCCCAUCCCCUCCUUCGACGCCGACCGUGCCCGUCGCUUCUCCGUCGACCACGGACUUGCGGUCCGAGCCAUCGCCGUCGAGGUCGCUGACGCUGCCGAAGCCUUCCGCAUCAGCGUCGCCCACGGCGCUCGCCCCUCCUUCCCCCCGGCCGACCUCGGCGAGGGGUUCGCGCUCGCCGAGGUCGAGCUGUACGGCGACGUAGUCCUUCGCUACGUUAGCCGCCCGAAGCCCCCACCGUUCCCCUCCGAAGCCCGCCAAACCCCCAUAAAGGUCCCAGCUUUCCUACCUGGAUUCGAGGAUAUUGACGAGUCCGAGACUUGUUCAUUCACCUACGGCAUCCGGCGGCUUGACCAUGCCGUCGGGAACGUCCCCGAACUCGCGCCAGCGGUGCGCUACAUUGCUGGGUUCACUGGCUUCCACGAAUUCGCGGAGUUCACCGCGGACGACGUAGGCACGGCGGAGAGCGGGCUGAACUCCGUCGUCCUCGCGAACAACGAGGAGACGGUGCUGGUGCCGCUGAACGAGCCGGUCCAUGGGACCAAGAGGCGGAGCCAAAUCCAGACUUAUUUGGAUCACAACGGCGGCGCCGGCGUGCAGCACCUGGCGCUGGCCAGCGACGACGUGCUGAAGACCUUGAGGGAGAUGAGGGCGCGGUCGAGGAUGGGAGGGUUCGACUUCAUGCCACCACCGCCACCAAACUACUACCAGGGGGUGCGUCGGAGAGCCGGCGACGUGCUCACCGAGGAGCAGAUCAAGGAGUGUCAGGAAUUGGGUGUUUUGGUGGACAGGGAUGAUCAAGGAGUGCUGCUACAAAUCUUCACCAAGCCAGUCGGCGACAGACCGACGAUAUUUAUAGAGAUAAUUCAGAGGAUUGGAUGUAUGGUGAAGGACAAGGAAGGAAAAGAGUAUCAGAAGGGCGGGUGCGGAGGAUUUGGGAAGGGCAACUUCUCCGAGCUUUUCAAGUCCAUCGAGGAGUACGAGAAAUCCCUCGAAGCCAAGCAAGCAACGACAGUUCCAAGUGCCUAACAAUAGCGAACGUAUAGAUCGUCUCAAGUAACAGAAAUAAUAAAGCAGAAUAACACCCGAUCGAAUCUCUCUUGGUACCAUUUGCUGGCUUUUAUUUGUUGAUGAUCAAGAAGCAUGAUAUUGUCUUGAGUUUGUUAAAUGAGACAUUUAACCUGAUGUUUACCAAUUGACAUUCCCAUCUCUCUAGUAUGAAUCACUUGAGAUUUGCAAAUGUUGGAGGCAAAAAGGUUUGCCCUUUGGUUC
Messenger RNA from Musa acuminata AAA Group (dessert banana), 1683 nucleotides. Its product is annotated as 4-hydroxyphenylpyruvate dioxygenase. The coding region runs from base 16 to 1440 and encodes 474 amino acids. Gene Ontology annotation, biological process: L-tyrosine catabolic process. The transcript is spliced from 2 exons. The record is from RefSeq and is a predicted model, not a curated record. Gene Ontology annotation, molecular function: 4-hydroxyphenylpyruvate dioxygenase activity. NCBI's taxonomy places the organism in Eukaryota, Viridiplantae, Streptophyta, Magnoliopsida, Zingiberales, Musaceae.